This is a messenger RNA of Periconia digitata, 512 nucleotides long. NCBI's taxonomy places the organism in Eukaryota, Fungi, Ascomycota, Dothideomycetes, Pleosporales, Periconiaceae. The record is from the annotation of a GenBank genome assembly.
AGAGCGGGAAAGAGGAAUAACCAACCAUCGUCUUUCAUCCUCCCCCAACCUAUCAACAACAAGAAAAGAGAGGAAACAUACCAGCACGAGAACAAGCACUUACAUCAUCCCAUCAAUAAAAAACAUGUCCAUCGUGAAAACAAGAAAAUUCACCAAGGACGGACGUUGAUAAAGUUUGAUGUCCCUCGUCCUCCUCCCUCCACAUCUUCUCAUCGAUCAUAUAAAUGCUCCGAAAUCGCACAUGCACAAUAUACGUACGACUGUGCCUCAAACGCGCAGUCGGAAAAACCCUCCCAUGCCAUCCCACCCAUGGAACAAAAAUCCUUCCCGAUUUCAGAAAUUUGUCCGAUGUAUAUAUACAUAUAUAUAUUUAUCUGCUGUACAAGUACAACCACUGUGCCGCCUACACACAGACAAACAAAAAGGCCUUGAAACACUUCCUUCCCACCUUUUCUAGAUCGUUCGAUUGACGUAAUAUAUAUGCUCCAUAUACAUGCAAGCCCUGCUGUGCC